UGUCCCUACGUUUGUCGAGCAAUAUGCUACAUUACUGAAGUUUUAUUCGCCAUCUUUGUGUUGUUUUAGUGUCUGCUUCGAGGCCGUAGAAGUGUUUUCUUUCUUGUUUUGUUUUAGUUUUAGAUUCGACAUAUCGGAACUUUCUACUUUUCUGAAUGGAGUCUUUUGGAGUGUCAUCCGCGCAGAACCUACAAGCUCUGUCUGCCCUGUUAGCAGGUCAACAAGAGGAGGAGGAUGAUGAAUGUGAAAGUGGGCCAUCUUCUGCACAGCUUGGACCUGGACACAUUGGUCCUCCACCCAAGAAGGAGAAGGAAGUAACAACUGCUUACAUGAAGAAGGACAGCAAAGACAUCUGGAGUGAAGAAGAGGUGGCUGAGGGCUCUCAGUAUGAGGAUCUUGCUGACCCACGGCCACAGCCUGAGUAUGAAAUAAUCCUGAAACAGAGCGUAGGGACCGAGGAUCUUUUCUUGGGCCUGAAUGGAAAGGAUCCAUCAUCUAUGUGCUGUGAAGCCAUGCUGGUGAAAAUCAAACUCCCAGAGACCAAAGCAACAGAUGUGUUCCUGGACGUGAAAAAAAAAUUCCUUGAUCUAAGGACGCCAAAAUAUAAACUGGGUCUACAUCUCCCACAUCCCGUUGACAGCCACAGGGGGAAGGCUCAGUUCUUCAGUGAGAGGGAGGAGCUGGAGUUGACUCUGCUGAUAAAACGAGACAUGAUCAUCAACAAGUAUUAAAAAGGCACAGGCUGGAGUGAAAACAUUGUGCAAAAGUUCAGAAAGAGAUUAUAAUAAUCUGCAAUGU
Molecule: messenger RNA, 798 nt
Organism: Cheilinus undulatus (humphead wrasse)
Lineage: Eukaryota; Metazoa; Chordata; Actinopteri; Labriformes; Labridae
Gene: dnaaf6
Product: dynein axonemal assembly factor 6
Exons: 6
Coding region: 156-731 (191 amino acids)
Biological process (GO): axonemal dynein complex assembly; flagellated sperm motility
Cellular component (GO): cytoplasm
Molecular function (GO): protein-folding chaperone binding; dynein intermediate chain binding
Source: RefSeq, a predicted model, not a curated record